AAUUUUGAUGUGGACUCCGGAACGAGAGAGACACUUCCUGGUACAACCCUUGAAAGUCGCUUUUCAAUUGCGUCUUUGAAGUUUAGCUAGUUGAGUGCCUUUGAGGAAACAGCACGAAGUUCAGAACUUAAAAGAUUUCGGGUUCAGACCAGUUUGAUUAGCUCUGCUCAAGACUGCCAACAUUUUUAUCGAACUGCUUCUCUGCGAUUUAAAAAAACGGUCUACACCAGGACAUAUGAACACAGAAUUCAACAAUGACAGAUUCAAGAAGAUCGCAGCGCAAAAUAUCCACAACUGGAGACAGCUUAUACAAAACAUUAGGCUUGGAGAAGGGAGCUUCAGCUGAGGACAUUAAAAAAGCUUACAGGAAACUUGCACUCCGAUAUCACCCAGACAAGAACCCAGAUAACCCUCAAGCUGCAGAAAAGUUCAAAGAAAUAAACAAUGCCAACUCCAUUCUUAACGAUGAGAACAAACGACAAAUUUAUGAUCAGUAUGGAUCCAUGGGCCUCUAUGUUGCUGACCAGUUUGGGGAAGAGAGUGUUAAAUACCACUUCCUCAUGUCAAAGUGCUGGUUCAAGACCCUUUUCAUUUGUGCUAUGAUCUUCACCUGCUGCUGCUGUUUCUGCUGCUGCUGUUUCUGCUGUGGGAAGUGUGGGAAGGAUGAAGAGGAGGAGGAGUAUUAUGUCGACCCAGAGCAGCUGGAAGCACAAAUGUUCGAGGAGCAAAACAGAGGCAGUGAACCCAUAAUAGGACAACCGAUUCCCUCUGCAGCUCCAAGAAAUGCAGAUGGAAAUGUAAUCAUUGGCAUGCCCGUCACUAGUUCAAACAUCAACUCAGAAACAGGUGGAGGCACAGCCAUAAUCAUACAGCCAUAAUCACACAGCCAGCUGCUUCAAGGAGCAUGGUUGGCCUUUCACCUGUGAACAGAACUCAUGACUAAGAAGACUCGCUUGUCUCAAUUUUUGCUCUACCAUCAGUAAGGUGGAAACUUCAAACUCAGCACAGUGCUUGUGGAAAUGGCCCCUAACCAGUCAGUCAGUGUGCAUGAUGUAGUAAAGGUAAUUUGUCAGUCUAGAAUGUGACAUACAUGUAAAUGAAACAAAAAUGUAUACUUUUACUGUUGUGACAGUUCUUCAACAGACAUUUAUUUAAAGUGACUGAGAGACAAAGGUGUUGGACCAGUUGCUUUCUGAUAACAUAAAUAUGCUGUCUUCCCUACUGUAUAUGAGGGGGGGGGGAAAUCCAUUGUAAUGACAUUCAUUUUAGCAUCUCAACAGUAACAUAGAUUCUGAUGUGAUUUCUUUGCCCUUUUUUUUUCCUUUCAAAAUAUUUUGACUCUGGUUUAUAUUUAUUAUGGACUGAUAUACCUUUUUGUUAAAUUGCAUAAACCUUGUUAGGAACUUAUGGAUUAGAGCUGUUUUAGUGCAUUUGAAUUGGUAAUUGUGAAAAUCUGCCUGAAAAUGUACUGUGAAACAAUAUUGGUAUUUCCAUGCACAUAUGUUUUAUGUAAGUUGUAUUUUUCUAAGAAUUAACUGCCAAUUUGCAUCAAAUUUGUGUCUGGAUUGAUGAGAUACUAGAACAUUAUGGCCUUGUUCAUACAGUAUUUUUAAAUAGGUUUUGUGGGUAUUGUAGUGUCAAGUCAGUUGUAAAACUUUCAUGGCUCAGGGAUCUCUGACUUUGUUGAUUUAUAUAUGACAAACAAUAGCAUAUAAAAAUGUUUCACACAUACAAAGAGGCUUUUGCAAUACUGCUUUAGUGACCAUUUUUUUGUUUGUAUAUUUAAAUAUUUUUCAGCUGAAUUAGAAAGUGAUUAAAAUACAUUUUAUUUUUUUAAAUCAUAUCUUGUGAUAAUUUUUUUUAAGGUGAACUUAAAAACUGAUUUUCUGUAUAUCUUUUGCUCUUCUGUGUGAAUGUUUGUUUGUUUUUGACAAUCCAUUAGGACUUUAAUGUUAAGCUGGAAGAAUCAUAAAGUAUGUUUUGCUUGUAGCUGAAUCUAUCAAUAAUUACAUGGUGUCACCUUGGCAAUAUGCUACAACAUGGCUUUCUUUUGUCUGGGUUGUCUUUCAGAAAUUACAUGUCCUGAUAAUCUUUAUACAUUGUAGCAUCAUGAUCAACCAUAUUUCACUGCUGACACAAUAUGGCAAGAGGAGGGUAAAGAUCCUUCUCAGCAACAGUGUUGGUUUGUUUUGGGGUUUUUCACCCAUUAAGAGCUGCUCACAGCAAGCGUAACCAGUUUCUGGUGGCAGGCUAGACCAUUUUCCAUCUUUACAUUUUAUAUAUAUUAAAAGCUAAUUGGAAAUAUUGAGCUCAGGGUAAGGAGUCAUUGUCUGGCUAUCCAUUGGUGUUUAUUCAGACAUAUUGUAUAAUGAAACUCAGCAGUUUCCAUGAUAAACUGGUUUGCAUGGUUUGAAAAGCACUUGAUUUAUCAGGGAGGGAAAUACCCAAGAAGAGAAAGCUGAGUAAGUUGUUCAAUGUCAAAUUCAGAGUUAUUUUCCAAUAUUUGGAUAUCCCCAACGCAAGCAUCCAAAACCCUGAUACUCAGGUGGCACCGAUCAUGUGGGACAUUAACGCAUUAACCACUAUCAGCUACUUUGUUGCUAUUCCCAGGAAAAAGAGUACGCAUGACAUUUCUUGUUUGCAUAGAACUAUAGUUUUGUUGAUGUGAAUUUUACAGGUUACAUUUUUAUGUGCUAUUGCAUGUUGGAUUUGUCACAUCUACUCAUUCCCAUGCAGGCCUCCAGGCAUGCAUACCUUAAAUGUGCUGUUCUGUUAAUUUUAUCCAGAGAUUUUGUAUGGCCUUUUGUCAUGUUGUCCAUUUGGUCUGUAACUACUGUGCUAGUUCCCAUCACUAUCCAGAGAAAGAAAUGACUAU
Electrophorus electricus (electric eel) is the source of this 2875-nucleotide messenger RNA. It is a transcript of the gene dnajc5gb, whose product is annotated as DnaJ (Hsp40) homolog, subfamily C, member 5 gamma b. The record is from RefSeq and is a predicted model, not a curated record. Lineage: Eukaryota; Metazoa; Chordata; Actinopteri; Gymnotiformes; Gymnotidae.